GAAUGGAAUUUGAUAGGCAAGCACAUCUAUCAAAAAGAACAAUAUCUCAUGUCAUGCAUUCAUUUCAUUCUUUGUUUCAAAAUUGGAAUUAACAAAAUUUGGGCAAAACCUUACACAAACGACAAUAACAGUUUGUUACAAUGACAUAGAAAUUGAAAUUCUUCCCAAAAUUCACACUUUCAUAUUCAACCUUUCAAUUUCGAAGCUGCAUCAAUGGCAGACGCGUUCUUCUCCUUCUUCGUCCUCCUCCCUCUCAUCCUCCUCCCAAUCCUCUACUUCAUAGUCCGCCCCCGUCCAGUUAAGAUCCCAAUCGUCAACCGUCACGUCUUCAUCACCGGCGGAUCCAGCGGCAUCGGCCUCGCCCUCGCCCACCGCGCAGCCGCGGACGGUGCUCGCGUCUCCAUCAUGGCGCGAUCGUUGACGAAGCUGGAGGAAGCUAAGAGCUCCAUUAAGCACGCUACGGGAAUAGAGGUGGCGAUAUUUGCGGCGGAUGUGCGGGACUAUGAUGAGGUGAAGAAGGCUGUUGAUGAAGCGGGGGCUAUUGAUGUGUUGUUGUUGAACCAUGGAGUGUUCUCUGCGAUGGAGCUGGAGAAAAUGGAGUUGAGUGAGGUGAAGUCUACGUUGGAUAUUAAUUUGAUGGGUUGUUUUAAUAUGAUUAAAGCGGCUUUGCCUGCGAUGAAGAAUCGGAAGAAUGUUUUGCCUGCUUCCAUUGCUAUGGUUUCCUCGCAGGCUGGUCAGGUGGGAAUUUAUGGUUAUGUAGCCUACUCGGCCAGUAAAUUUGGCCUCCGUGGUUUAGCAGAAGCAUUACAACAAGAGGUUAUAGGAGAUAAUAUUCAUGUCUCUCUGAUAUUCCCUCCAGACACGGAUACUCCUGGACUUGUAGAAGAAAAUAAGAAAAAACCAGAGCUCACCAAAAUCAUUGCAUCCUCUUCUGGUUUUAUGAAAGCCGACGAAGUUGCUAAGAAAGCUUUUGAUGGCAUAAGACGUGGCAGUUUUUUCAUUUCUUGCAAUAUGGAGGGUAUCGCGUUAUCCCUAGCAACUUCAGGUUUAUCCCCUCAGAGGUCAUUCUUAAUGGCAUUUGUUGAGGUCAUUACUGCUGGAAUACUACGUAUUGCAGCACUAUGUUUCCAGUGGAACUGGUACGGAAGUAUAGAAAAGUGGCACCAACAAAGGAAGUGUUCACCUGGAACUGAAAGCAGCUGAUGCACUCUGAUAUCUAUGCUCUGUUUUAGGAGGGUUAAAUGCAAAACAAUUAAUGGGAUGCGGGUUUCGUCCACUCUGCUCUACAAAAUUAAUUUGGCGAAUCUUAAAUGACUGUUGACAAGAACUCCAUACACCUUUAGUUAUUCAACUUUGUGGCUUGUGAUUUUCAUCUCCUCGUAUUUGAUAGAAAGUAUGUGGUCUAUCUCGCUGACUCUGUUUUCUUUUCUCACAGCAUUGUAAAGUAAAUGAAACGAUUUGCAAUUUAGCAUCCUAAUUUUUGAACCAUUUUCCCUGUCUAAUUUUAACCAUAUCGAUUCUGGGCUCAAGUGUUUUCUAUUAUGCUUUCUAGUUCUAUAAUCUCUAUGCUGUUUUACUUUCGUUGGUGGAUUCAUUAGUAGUUAUUAUAUGUUUAAAUCAUGUACUAUUUGAAGCAUGAUGAAGAUUUCCUCUUGUGAGUUAUUUUGUUCGUUUAUAUGUUUGGAAGGUACAGUCUGGGUUCCUUGCAUCAAACAUAUCAUUUUUCCUCAUCUGUGUUUGUAGCACCUAAAAUUUAGGUUUAGCAGAAGAUCUUUGACGGGACUGUGCUUGUUGACUAUAUGGCUUGACUUUUUUAGCUAGCUGUCAAUGUAAUUUUUAGGCACCAGACAUAGGAGUAUGAUGUAGUCGAUGGUUUUAGAAGUUCUGUUUUAGUGAAAUUUUCACUAUAAUGUA
Vicia villosa (hairy vetch) is the source of this 1914-nucleotide messenger RNA. Its product is annotated as 3-dehydrosphinganine reductase TSC10A-like. The record is from RefSeq and is a predicted model, not a curated record. Gene Ontology annotation, cellular component: endoplasmic reticulum membrane. Gene Ontology annotation, molecular function: 3-dehydrosphinganine reductase activity. The transcript has 4 exons. NCBI's taxonomy places the organism in Eukaryota, Viridiplantae, Streptophyta, Magnoliopsida, Fabales, Fabaceae. Gene Ontology annotation, biological process: sphingolipid biosynthetic process. Bases 214 to 1203 code for a protein of 329 amino acids.